This is a messenger RNA of Paramecium pentaurelia, 463 nucleotides long. The record is from the annotation of a GenBank genome assembly. NCBI's taxonomy places the organism in Eukaryota, Ciliophora, Oligohymenophorea, Peniculida, Parameciidae.
AUGAUUUAAUAAGCAAAUUUAAAGUUAAAAUGUUAAGUAGAUGAGCAUAAGGAAGAGAUUGAUUUUGUUUGUUAUGAUUAGUUUUGUACAGGAUUUCGAUUAUAAUGUUUUGAAUGUUUUAAAAAGGGAAUUCAUUAUAAUCAUAUUAAUGAUGUCAAAAAAGUAAACACUUUGAUUUAAUUCCUUGAAAAUAAUAAUAAAGAUUGCGAAAAUUUAAUUGAUGAUCUUAGUAAAUAUAUAGAAAAUGUAAAUUAAUCAUUUUCUUAAUUAAAAAGGGGAAUCAGAAAUAAAUAUUCAUUAUUAAAAGAAAGAUUAUUUAAUUUGGAUUCUUGUUAAAUUAAUGAUUAUUUGAAUUCAACUAUUUAAUUAAAUGAAUAUAAACAAUCUAUUUCCAAAAUUAUUGAAGAAUAAACUAAGAAAUUAACUCAUUCAUUUAAUAAUUUAUAUGAAUAAUUAUAAUUAU